This is a messenger RNA of Phycomyces blakesleeanus NRRL 1555(-), 237 nucleotides long. RefSeq lists its product as hypothetical. The transcript has 2 exons. The record is from RefSeq and is a predicted model, not a curated record. Gene Ontology annotation, cellular component: spindle microtubule; DASH complex; mitotic spindle. Bases 1 to 237 code for a protein of 78 amino acids. NCBI's taxonomy places the organism in Eukaryota, Fungi, Mucoromycota, Mucoromycetes, Mucorales, Phycomycetaceae.
AUGGACAAUCGCACAUCUUUUGAGAAUGAAUAUGAUGCACUAAUGGAUCAGGCAUACCAAGGUUUCGAUCAACUUCUGUAUAAUAUGAAUCUACUGAAUAAAAAUCUCGAAACACUUGAUGCCAUUGGACGCGAAUUUCAACAACCUGCAAAAUUGUGGGAAAGCUUUCAUCGUGGCAUUGCAGUACCCGCACCGCAAAAUUCAGGAUGGAGUACUUUAAUGAAUGUGAUCAAAUGA